This is a messenger RNA of Saccostrea echinata, 2769 nucleotides long. RefSeq names its product synaptotagmin-17-like. Gene Ontology annotation, cellular component: membrane. NCBI's taxonomy places the organism in Eukaryota, Metazoa, Mollusca, Bivalvia, Ostreida, Ostreidae. The record is from RefSeq and is a predicted model, not a curated record. The transcript has 5 exons. The coding region runs from base 157 to 1506 and encodes 449 amino acids. Gene Ontology annotation, molecular function: calcium-dependent phospholipid binding; phosphatidylserine binding; syntaxin binding. Gene Ontology annotation, biological process: cellular response to calcium ion; regulation of calcium ion-dependent exocytosis; calcium-ion regulated exocytosis.
AUGACGUGCUUAUAGCUGAACGACAGUUCUGCGACGUUCUAGCGGGCGGUCAGAGGAAACAUUGUACACGAUGGCUUUGCUAUCGAUCGUCAAAGGAGAUUGACAAUACCUACAAGCUGUAUAUCGAUCGGACUACAAGUGACAUCGUCAGCAAACAUGUCGUCCAUGUUGAGCGCAUCUUCUCGAUGCGUAAAGAAAAUUUAUGAAAUUCUCUGUUGUGACAACAAGUGUUGCGAUUGCUGUUUCGGUAGUGAGAAAAAACUGACCAAGUCCGAUAUCCAGCAUUCCUUCAGGGAAUCGUCUACUAGACUAGAUUCAACAAGUUCUGCAACAGAUAGCAUGCGUAGCUUCAGAGAAAGAAUGGAAUCGGAUAAUAUGUCGUCAAGAACAGAUUCGGUUUCUUCGACUUCACAACUAAGUGGGGAAUACCGAAGGGGCACAACAACACCCGUUAUUGAUAUGAAACCUAUAGAGUUCUGGGCUGCCAACCGCGAAAGUGUUCAGCCUAAACAACAUCGCCGACGCCUUCCGAGUGAAACCGAAAUCAGCGUUGAAAACUUUCAACCAGAUUUAUAUGAAGAAGAUAAAUCAGAACCGUGUUUGACAGAUGAAGAAAAAUUAGCCAAAUACCAACUGGGUCAGAUCCAUAUAGGUUUAAACUACGAGGUGUCUACCAAAGUGUUGGUGGUCAAGAUAAUUGAGGCAAAAGACCUACCCAGACCUUAUUCCCUUGAUGAAAAUAAACAAGACAUGGCUCAUUCAAACCCGUAUUGUAAAGUUUGUCUGCUUCCAGACCAAAAAAAUUCACAACAAACGUCAGUUCAGCGCAAGACACAGGAACCGACGUGGAAUGAAUACUUCAUGUUUGAAAUUCCUUAUAGUGAAGUGCAAAUGCGAACAUUAGAAAUUCUGGUGAAAGACUUUGAUAAAUAUUCCCGCCACUGUAUUAUUGGUCAGGUGUACUUACCUCUUACAAACUUACAACUCCUUAAAGGUGUUCAUAUGUGGAAACCUCUUAGUCCAAGUACAAAGGAGAGACAUGACUUGGGAGAAAUACUGCUGUCUUUGAACUACCUACCAACUGCCGGGAGAUUAAAUAUUGACGUCAUCAAGGCAAAACAACUUCUACAAACAGAUAUGAUUGGAGGAUCCGAUCCCUUUGUAAAAAUAACGAUGGUGCACUUUGAAAAACCCAUCAAAACCAAAAAAACUUCCGGAAAGAAAAAUACCAUUGAUCCGGUGUUUAAUGAAUCCAUCAACUUUAAUAUAACACCACAACAACUGGAAAACACGAGUAUUGUGGUCACAGUCUGGGACUACAAUUCAAAAAGUAAAGACGAUUUUGUUGGUCGUAUCGUGUUGGGAAAAUAUGGAACUGGACCUCAUGAAUAUACCCACUGGAGCCGGAUGUUGAAUUCUCAACGUUCUGCGGUUGCGCAGUGGCAUUCGCUGAGGUCUCGCCAAGAGUGCGACCAAGUGUCGCCUGCUUCUAUUGCAGUUCCAUGACAUAAUGUCAAGCGAAGUCAAGGUUAAUAUCAAACAUCUGUCGCCGACAAGAAAUUUCCAUACCUGCCAAAACAAGAAGUCAAUAUCUGUACAGUAAUAUUUGAUAUUAAGUUCUGUUAGUACAUUUGUAAGUGGAAUUGUCAUAAUUUAAAGACUUUGUUAAUUGUUUGACGUCAUCAUUGUUUGGUAUUGACAGACUAACAUAAUUGUUUUAUAUCAUUGUUUGUUACAGAAAGACUUAACACCACGUUUACUCGGUACCAUUGUAUAAAAGCAAGAGGGGAUUGCCAUAUCUGUCACUUCAGAAUUAUGGCAAGUAGAUUGCCAUUUCUGUCACUUCAGAAUUAUGGCAAAUGCCUUUGCUAUAUCAUGUGUUUUUGGUACUUAAUAAAAGAAAAAAAAGAUUAAUAAGAUUUUCAUUAACUGCUCAUGAAUUUGAAACCAUUAUAACAUUCAAACAAAUAUAUGGAUUAUUUUUUCUCCAAAGAUGCGAAAUCAGAUUGAUAUACAUUUAUGUUACCUAGUAUACUAAAGACCAUCUGUAAUAAGUCAUGUUGGAUAAUGUUUUGAGGAUUCACCUUUGCAGAUUUCAUACGUUUACAUUGUACUUUGUCUUUAACAGUUUAUAUUUACAUUUGCAAAUGCUUUCCCUUAUAUAACGUUUUUUUGAAAAAAGGCGUAUAUAAAUUUUUGUAUUAACAGGUUCAUCAUCUGACCAUAAAUUCACUGUUUAGCCAUAAACGAUCAAGUUUAACGUCAUAGUGACGUUUUAAGUGGUCGACGUGUUCAAUUUAUACCGCUGAGGUUUGAAAAAAAAUGAAUUGUUUCAACUUAUUUUGCCCAAAUAUUUGUUAUAAAUCAGUCACAAAUGUAAAUAUAAGUAAUAAGGUAUUAUUUUAAACAUUUAUCGAGAUGUAAAUACGGGUUGAUACGUGAUCAAAUCUACCAUAAAGCCAUCUUCGGGCUUUAAGGGAUUUGAUCACAUGACCAGCCCUUACUUACAUCCCGAUAAAAGUUUACUAGGCCCUAAUACUUUAUUUCUCAAUUCAAAUGUUUGAAGGGCAUUUUACUACCAAAGUUGUUUUAAUUGUAUUGCUUGUGUGAUACGCACAAAGUAUAUCAAUUUGAUUUAUACAAUAACCGAGAAAUGUUACUUUGUUCUGCACAUAUAUAUUUUUAUAUGUAAGAUAAUUUACCGUAAUUUGUGAAAUGCAUUGUCACCUUGUAAGGUUAGACAAUAAAUUGUUGCUUGUAUGUAUAAAA